GCAACGCAAUGGCCAGGGUGCCCCUAGCCCCGCGGCUCCUAUCCCUGCUUUGGCCCAGAGGCGCUUGCCCGCACCCCACGGGGAUUGGGGUGGGGGGCGCCCGCAGGGGCUUCGCCGCUGCGUCACCGCCCGCAGCAGCACCUCCCAGCCGGCGGCUGGACCUGCGGGGCAUCUAUCCACCCCUGGCCACCCCCUUCACGGCGCAAGGCAAAGUGGAUUACGCGCGACUGGAGGAAAACCUGCGCCUCUACGCCGAGAUUCCCUUCCGAGGGCUUGUGGUACAGGGUUCCAAUGGUGAAGCUCCUUACUUGACACAGCAGGAGCGCCUAGAAGUGGUGAGACGGGUACGCCAAGCUGUGCCCAAGGAAAAACUCCUACUUGCCGGGACUGGAUGUGAAUCAACUCAGGGCACCAUUGAACUGACAGCACAGAUCGCUGACAAGGGUGCUGAUGCUGCCCUUGUGGUAACUCCUUGCUACUUCCGGGGAAGCAUGACCAGUGCGGCCUUGAUCCAUCAUUACACACAGGUGGCUGAUGCCUCUCCAAUCCCCGUGAUCUUAUACAGUGUCCCUGCUAACACGAAUCUGGAGCUGCCCAAUGAUGCUGUGUUUCGCUUGGCCCAACAUCCAAACAUUGUAGGGAUCAAGGACAGUGGUGGCAAUAUCACCCGUCUUGGGCUGUUUGUCUACAAGACCCAGCAUGAGGACUUCCAGGUACUGGCAGGAUCAGCUAGUUUUCUGCUGGCCAGCUACAUUGUAGGUGCCUCUGGAGGGGUUUGUGCGCUUGCCAAUGUGCUUGGGAUGCCAGUUUGUCAGCUUGAGCAACUAUGCCAGGCUGGCCACUGGGACGAGGCCCGUGAACUGCAGCAUCGACUCAUUGAGCCAAACAUUGCAGUAACAAGCAAGUUUGGGGUUCCAGGCCUCAAGCAGGCCAUGGAGUGGUUUGGUUUCAAGGGAGGCUUCUGUCGUGCCCCUUUGCUCCCCUUAAGUGAGUCACAAGUGAUGGAACUGCACCAGGACUUCAGCUCUAAUGGCUGGCUCUGAAGGACCAAGAUGUUCCCAGCAACGUCCAGAACUUUGCAAUGGGCAAUAGACUGCCUGCUGUAAGGUUGAGCAUCAGUUUUUACACAUGUUGCCACUUUUGAAAUACAGCUCAUUCAAAUAUAGUGUA
Molecule: messenger RNA, 1170 nt
Organism: Varanus komodoensis (Komodo dragon)
Lineage: Eukaryota; Metazoa; Chordata; Lepidosauria; Squamata; Varanidae
Gene: HOGA1
Product: 4-hydroxy-2-oxoglutarate aldolase 1
Exons: 7
Coding region: 9-1043 (344 amino acids)
Biological process (GO): N-acetylneuraminate catabolic process
Molecular function (GO): N-acetylneuraminate lyase activity; 4-hydroxy-tetrahydrodipicolinate synthase activity
Source: RefSeq, a predicted model, not a curated record